AUGGGGGGAAAUAUGCACUGGGCUCGCUCGAGCUACAGCCCGUUGUGCAACGUCUGGGCCAGCUGCAGGAGUUCAACAAGUGGAGAAAGCUGUGGUGGGCGAUGGAGAAGGAUUUUCUCUCUUCUUGUUCUCGCUCUAUCGGAUAAACCUGAUGAACUGCUGUUGAUCCAUUUAGAUCGUGAGCGACGACUUUUACUCCGCUUGAAGUAUAUUCUCAAGGUAGUUAAGGGGUAUCAAGCUGAAUUAGGAGGCGGAGUCGAGCCAACCAGAGGCAUCAAAUUCGGCUGGCAGCAGUGGCAGGAUCCGAUGAUCUAG
Molecule: messenger RNA, 315 nt
Organism: Histoplasma capsulatum G186AR
Lineage: Eukaryota; Fungi; Ascomycota; Eurotiomycetes; Onygenales; Ajellomycetaceae
Exons: 2
Coding region: 1-315 (104 amino acids)
Source: RefSeq, a predicted model, not a curated record